Messenger RNA from Merops nubicus (carmine bee-eater), 543 nucleotides. RefSeq names its product LSM3 homolog, U6 small nuclear RNA associated (S. cerevisiae) (gene LSM3). Gene Ontology annotation, molecular function: RNA binding. The record is from RefSeq and is a predicted model, not a curated record. The transcript is spliced from 4 exons. Bases 1 to 483 code for a protein of 160 amino acids. Gene Ontology annotation, cellular component: U6 snRNP; P-body; Lsm1-7-Pat1 complex. Gene Ontology annotation, biological process: P-body assembly; mRNA splicing, via spliceosome. Lineage: Eukaryota; Metazoa; Chordata; Aves; Coraciiformes; Meropidae.
AUGAAGCGGCCUCCGUCCUUGUGCCGCCGCCGGGCUUGUGGGGAGCUUCGGGCCCGCUUCCCAGGAGCUGCCGGACCCCCAGGGAAACGGAGGAAAGGUACUGAGGAAAAUGCCCUUGGCUCUGCCUCGCUGAGAAGGAAACAUGCUGCAGGACGUGCGCAAGGGUGUUCCCACGUUUUAGCCGUGAUCCGAAGACAACAAACGACAAAUACUGUAGAGGAGCCACUUGAUCUCAUCAGACUCAGUCUAGAUGAACGAAUCUAUGUCAAAAUGAGGAAUGACAGAGAGCUUAGAGGCAGGCUACAUGCAUAUGAUCAACAUUUAAAUAUGAUUUUGGGUGAUGUGGAAGAAACUGUAACUACAAUAGAGAUUGAUGAAGAAACCUAUGAAGAGAUUUAUAAAUCUACCAAAAGGAACAUUCCCAUGCUCUUUGUCAGAGGUGACGGCGUUGUGCUUGUAGCUCCCCCGCUGAGGGUUGGCUGAAGCAACAAAGGAUUUAACCUUGCUGGAAAAUUUCAGGCUUUUUGGACAAUGGUUUAUAUU